This is a messenger RNA of Spirodela intermedia, 3664 nucleotides long. The record is from the annotation of a GenBank genome assembly. NCBI's taxonomy places the organism in Eukaryota, Viridiplantae, Streptophyta, Magnoliopsida, Alismatales, Araceae.
AUGGAGCUGUCCCUUGGCGGGAACGCUCUCAGGACCUUCACCCGCUCCGUCACCUGCCUGGCCCGCGUCGGCAGCGAGCUCGUCGUUCAAGCUUCUGCUUCCAAGGUCGGUGAUCGACCCUCCUGCGCUCUCCCCCCCCAGAUCACGGAGAUCCGAUUUCUAUAUCUUCCAUGCGUUGAUUCUUCUGUGGAUUUGAAAUCUGUUCGUGGAUCAGCUGAUCUUUCAGACGAUCAACUCCUCUCGGACCGCAUACCAGUCCGUAUCCUACAUGCCUGAUUUCUUCGAUUCGUAUGCCGUCUCUCCGUCGACUACCGCCGGCGGCGCUAACCGCGAGGUCCAGUGCAGCGUCCUCUUGAAGGCCAUCUGCUCCAUCUUCAGGACGCCGGUAAGCGCCGUCGACCGCCUUACCGUGGUCUUACCAUCCCCGGACGCCCCAAAAAUCCAGUGGACUCUGGAAUGUUUCAGUGGUAGGUAGCCGAAUGUUUCCCUAACUUCUACCUCCGUUCUCCAUGGCGGUUAUCUUCCUUUGGAGGUGCUUGAGCCUGGAUUGUGACCGGGGAAGUGUAGGGGUGAAGAAGACGUACUGGAUCACCUGCAACGUUGAACCCGAUGUGCACCAGCUUUCAAUCGACAGGGAGAGGUAUCCGAGCAGCUUCGUGGUGAGACCGCGGGACCUUGCGCGUCUGCUUGGGAAUUUCCAGUCGACGUUGCAGGAUAUUACAAUUAUCGCAACGGAUCCCUCUGCGGCGCCUUCCGAUUCCUGGGAUGUGAUUGGCGGGAAGGUCGUUGAGUUCCGCAGUUAUAUUGAUCCACUGAAAGGUGGGUUGUCUGCAAAUCACGUGGGGGGAACAGAAAAUUGGAGGCUCAUCUCUCUCUUUUUCCGUAUCUAAUCGACCCGUGUGGCCUCUCCUCCGUGCAUAUUUUUCUAUCAGACAACACUGACACAGCAUUGCAUACCCAGCUGUGGGUAGACCCUGCCGAAGAGUUCUUGCAGUACACACAUUCCGGGGAACCUGUGGACGUGACAUUUUGUGUGAAGGAACUGAAGGUAUUGAUUUUCCAUUCGGUAUGAUGUUCCAGUUGUCAAUUAUCUUUUGCUGCUAAUUUUUUGGUUUGAUGGAGAAACACCUACUUCCAUAAAGUCUUUUCCACCUUCAAUAAUCUAUUGCAUAUAUGGUUACUUUAGUGCUUCUCUAUGGCCAUCCUCCAUACCGACAAUGGCAUUCGCUUCCCUCCUUGUCAUGUUGAAUUCUUUGGCCUUUUACACUUGCAUUUUUUUUUCCUGUUCUAAUUAUCAUCAUUGUGGCGCUGACCAUUGACAGGUGAACACUGGUCAAGAAUUUUGGAACUUUUUGCCAUACACAUUUUGACAUGAUCCCCAAUGGAUGGGAGAAAAGCCUUAAAAUGAUGGGUGGUAGUAGAAAAGUGGAUCACGCCUUCGUUUCUCAUCCUAGUUUCUUGCAUUUGAUGUAUAACAUGUGUGCAUUAGUUGCUUAAUAUAUUGUUUAGAGACGGGAAGGAUCCUAUCUCCUUCUUUAUCAUUAUCAGAAUAAAACAGACAUAAUUGAUUUAUUUUGAUACCUGUGCUUCUCUUUUUAACGUUUUUAGUACUAUAUUGAUCAUCUAAUCAGCCUAUGUUGCUUCUCAAAUUUAGGCAUUUCUUUCGUUUUGUGAAGGAUGCGAAGUUGACAUUCUUCUGUGUUUCGAGAAAGCUGGCGAGUAAGCCAUUCAUAGUUCCUAUCCAUUGUUUUUAUUUUUCUCAUGGUGUCCAUUUUGAUAGAUAAACUGAGAUCAGAAUACUUCUAUUUUUCUCAAGUUUCCUAAUUUAAUUCUAUGUGGAAACUUCUUUCUGUCUCAACAGACCGAUUCUGAUGGCACCAAAGUUCGGUUUUGAUGAUGCGUCCAAUUCAGAUUGUGAUGCAACACUGGUUCUCUGUACUAUGCUUGCGUCUCAACUUCCUGAAGGGAGCACUCCCCAGUGCCGAACACUGACCAGAGUAGGCUCUCAAGCAGAACACGCCAGGACUGGAACUCAAACCCCUGUUGCUAACCAGCCUUCUGAUAACGUGAACAUAUUAUCUGAGCUCUCAGGUAACUACUCUUCAUGGAUAGCGUCUUGCCAGUGAUAGUUUUGAUGCCUAAUAAUGUGGCUGGCUUGCUAAUGUUGACCAGGAAUUGCUGUAAACAUUUCUGAUGUUGCCAGAGAAAGACGAGUCCAAGAUGAUGGAAAUCCAAGCUGCCCUUCUCAUGUCACGAUGGGGCCUAAUUCAAUGGAUAGAUCUAAUAAUCCUUCUGAAAGAGUUGAUAGAUUGUUCUCGUAUCCUCACUGUGCAUUUUCAGUAGAUUUGGUAAGCAGAGAGACUUUGCUAUUGAAAGUGUCAGCUCUUACGAGGUGAUCCUUGGAAAGUGUUCUUUGCUGCAAGAACUUCAUGUUAUUUAUUAUACAUAAUUAUCUACCGGCAUUAUUUGCUUUUAAUCAUUCAACAACAUUUAUUUCUCUUUCAAGCAGAUAUCGUCGCUCAGUUAUGUAACUGAAACUAUGAAUUUGCCACCAACCAGAUUUGAGUAUGCUCUUUGUUCUUAAAAGUGCAGAAAAAAUCAAGUAAUACUUUGCAGGUUUUUCUUGACCAUUGCCAUUCUAUACAGAUUGGGAUCCUAUUUUCUUCCCUACUUGUUGAUCAUUAUUCUAAUGUAGUUUAUCAUUUCUUCUCCAUGACAAGGAUUUCUUCUUUGAUGAGAUUCAAUCUUUCUCAGGUUUCUACCGCUACUUUUUCCUUGAUCAGGUCGACUCAAUGAGUUGACUACUCAUGUAUGAGGACCUGUGCUAGGACCAGGGAAAAACUACCUUAAAUUGCCCAUGCAUGCAAACAUUGAACCGGAAGUAAUAACUAUUCCUUUGCAUUAGCCAAUUAUUUUUCCUGAUUUUUUAGAUGAAAUUAGUUUACCGUAAUGUAUAUCAUUUUCAGUUAACACCAAGGAAUAUCAUGGGGCCUAUUUCCCAUUUUUUCAGUAUAUUCAUCUCCCUUCCCUGAUUUAAUGCACAGAAGGUUUCUCAAUGGAUUUUGCAGGUCAUCAUGAGGCUGAUUUCUCUUUUUAUUUUCUUUAUUCAUCCUUCAGUCUUUCUUUCAUAUUCUACAUGAGCAUUGAACAUGCUAUUGAUCAUUGUUUUAAUGUAUUCGAAUCCCAAACGUAUAAUUGGCUUCUAGCUUUCAGAACCCAAGGCAGUGCCACCUGUGCCCAUUUAUCCAUUCCAGGACUCCCACCCACUCUGUGGAGCAUGCGAUCCUAAGCUGUUUCUGAACUACCCAUUAGAUCCUGUUAUAUCUUUGACCUUUCUAUCUUGAUCUCAAUCUAUGUUUUGAUUUAUUUCAUUAUAUUUUAAUUAGUUUUUUGCCUUGACCCAAGCCACGAAAUAGAUCUCCUUGCAACAUGGAAACCAAUCAUCUGGACGAGCUUCAAGGUAAUUCCCAAAUCAAAUCAUAAUGUUGGAAAGUUCCAUACGCUCUUUAACCAAUUUCCUUUCCAAUGUUUUGCAGAGAGUGCAGAGAUGGCCAGUGAUCACUGCUCAAAGCAUCAUGCUAGUAACUGGUUGGAUGAAGAUGAUGAGGAUGAGGAGGAUGAGGAUGAUGGGGGAGCGUUCAUCCCAUCAACGCCUCCAUUUUAG